This is a messenger RNA of Leptinotarsa decemlineata (Colorado potato beetle), 759 nucleotides long. RefSeq lists its product as uncharacterized. The record is from RefSeq and is a predicted model, not a curated record. NCBI's taxonomy places the organism in Eukaryota, Metazoa, Arthropoda, Insecta, Coleoptera, Chrysomelidae. Gene Ontology annotation, molecular function: RNA polymerase II cis-regulatory region sequence-specific DNA binding; DNA-binding transcription factor activity, RNA polymerase II-specific. Gene Ontology annotation, biological process: regulation of transcription by RNA polymerase II. Gene Ontology annotation, cellular component: nucleus.
AAUUCGAUAAGACACAACUUGUCCUUGAACAAAUGUUUCGUGAAACAUCCGAGAUCAAAAGACGAACCAGGCAAAGGAGGUUUCUGGAAGUUGGAUUUAGAACGACUUGAAGAGUCACGAAGAUCAAAAAGAAGAUCUAGCCUCACUGUAAGGGCACCGAGAAAUCGACUUCCUGAAGAAAAAUUAUCGAAACAACCAAGAAAAAUCAAAAGGUAUCGAACAACACAAAAAACGGGAGAAAGGAAGCAUAAUAUUCUCUCCAAUAUUUCGAUUUGCGGAGAAACAGACAUCGAAAACUUCGAAGAAACAAAGAAGAGGGAGAAGAAAACUGAAAAGAAACCACAGAAAACUUCAGAAGCCAAAAACGUGAAAGUCAGAGACGCCGAAUCGAAUGACAACAAUAACAUCCCUGAUAAUUUCAUUCCAGAAUCAAUGCCAAAUCAAUCAGUGAUAACAGAACCAGUUAAUCAAAUGCUCGGUGAGGACGAACUCACAGGUUUGUUACUAGCCACCAAAGGGUGGGAUGAUUGCCAACUUGAACUUUUAGAUUCUUUGUUAGAUUCACUCUAAUCAUUAGUCUGAGGAUGAAUGGUGUGUGUAAUGGAUUUGUAAUUUUAUCGUUUGAUAAGAAGAAGGUAGGAAUCGCUCACCUUUUGUGGUGUUUUGAGAUUAAAAAGAGAAAUAUAACCUCGAAAAUAGGUCUCAACCUAAAGCAGAUUAAGGUUCUAGAAAAAAACGAACAAUAUUUAUGGGCUUUAU